Messenger RNA from Pseudomassariella vexata, 1011 nucleotides. RefSeq lists its product as uncharacterized. The coding region runs from base 1 to 1011 and encodes 336 amino acids. The transcript is spliced from 3 exons. The record is from RefSeq and is a predicted model, not a curated record. Gene Ontology annotation, molecular function: oxidoreductase activity, acting on NAD(P)H, oxygen as acceptor. Gene Ontology annotation, cellular component: intracellular anatomical structure. Lineage: Eukaryota; Fungi; Ascomycota; Sordariomycetes; Amphisphaeriales; Pseudomassariaceae.
AUGUUGAACAUUGCAACCAGAACAGCCCGGCAAUCUUCCUCCGCAAGAAGACUAGCCCGUAUCACAACCUGCGUGGCUCUAGCUCGCGCCAUUGAUGCCCCUGCCGUCCAUUUAGGAGCACGAAGGGCAGCUCUUCAAUUUGGGUCGAGUGAAAGAUCCUUUCACGGCACAGCUGCCAACCAAGAGCGUCAACCUAUUAGGAAUAGCCCAAAGGCUCUACUACCCGAGUUCAGCUUGAAGGACAAGGUCAUUAUCGUGUCAGGCGGCGCUCAGGGCCUUGGGCUGACCCAAGCAGAGGCCUUGCUAGAAGCAGGCGCCACUGUGCAUGUGUACGACAGACAACCCCAGCCUGGCCCCGGCAGUUGGUACGAUGAUGUCGCCAAGCGUGCCGCGGGUGAGCUUGAGACCGCUUUGAUUUACCAUCAGGUUGACGUGCGAACCGGAGUCGAUGAUAUUAAUCGAAUCACGGAGGAGAUCGCGAAUGAGCACGGCCACAUUGAUGGGUUGAUCGCCGCGGCCGGAAUCCAACAGGAGACCCCUGCCCUCGAGUACACAGCGGCCGAUGCAGACAGAAUGCUUGGGGUGAAUGUGACAGGUGUGCUGAUGACAGCCCAAGCCGUCGCCCGACAAAUGGUGCGUCUGAAGCAGCAAGGAAGCUUGGUUCUGAUCGCCAGUAUGAGCGGCACCAUUGCUAAUCGUGGUUUAAUCUGCCCGGUGUAUAAUGCCUCGAAAGCCGGUGUUAUCCAGCUGGCUCGCAAUCUAGCCGCUGAGUGGGGCGAGUAUGGUAUUCGGGUCAACACCAUCAGCCCCGGCUAUAUAGUUACGGAAAUGGUUCAGAGAUUGUUUGAGAAGUUCCCAGAGCGCGAAGUUGAGUGGCCGAAGCACAACAUGCUGAACAAGCUCAGCAAGCCCGAGGACUACCGCGGCGCCGCCGUCUUUCUGCUCAGCGAUGCCAGUCGUUUCAUGACAGGCAGUGAUCUGCGCAUUGAUGGCGGACAUGCCGCGUGGUAG